AUGCAGCCCGUCGUGGUGCUACCGGUACUGGCACUCAUGACCCCACAGUGUCUGGCACCUAUGUCAUGCGCACACGCAGUGGUGUUGCCAUCAACCCCCCCCGCCAAACAAAAUAAUAAGCGCCAAAGAAAUGCUGUCCCCCCGAGUCAUCUCCUGCUCCGGAUGACCCUAACCGGCCAAAACCUCGUCCUUACCCCACGUUCCUCGGAUACACCUGACAUCGACGAUGACGUACCCGUUACGGACACUCGCAUGGAUGAUGAUAUGAACGGCGGCCAGGCUAACGAAGAUGAGGAUGAGGAUAUGAUGGCUCCGUACGUGGAAAGACUUCAGUAUAUCGUUGGGAAGGCUGACGGUUGUCACCGUGAAGACAACGUAGAAGGUGAUAGCGACAACGACGCCAAGGAUGGCGAUGAAGAGCCUGAGGGUGGCGAUGAAGAGCUUGAGGGUGGCGAUGAAGAGCCUGAGGGUGGCGAAAAUAACAAGGACUUCGAGACUUCACAAGCCAGGAGACUUCGGCCUCGAAGGGUCAAGAAGGGCAGCUACAAUUUACAUUUCGAUGAUGGUUCUCAAAGCUCUUCAUCGGAUACCAGCUACCGUGAAGGCCCCGCAACAUCUGAUCAAGAUUCCGCCCAUGAGUCAGAUGCAAACAAAGACCUCGACCCCAACCACAACAGCCCGUCUUCACCGCCUGCUAAGCGCAGGAAAAGCGUGGACGGCUAUGUCAGGAGGGCAUCGAUGAGGCUCAGGAACUUGGACAGAAAACAGCAGAAGAAGCUGGGUGAUUGGCGCCAAGUAUGGCAAGUCCGCGCGCCUAUUCUCAUUGAGGCUGGUCUGUCCAUCAAGCAUUCACGAUCAGAGUCUGAUUGGAAUGCCCACCAACGCUGGUUCAUGGAUAAUAACCCCCGCAAGGACAAAGAAUCUAUCAUCGACUGGAAAGAACGUCAACGCAAACAUUAUCAUGCGAUGGGCAAGGAUGACGAAGAGUGGGACAUCAUUCGCAACUAUAACUUGUCUGCUUAUUCUCGCCUUGAAGGAGCGAGCCAGCCAUCGACGAGGCUGCUCGACGGCAUCCGGCUUUGUGCGGGGCUCCGACUCAUAAUUGGGGUGACUGCAACGAAAGCGAAAGGCUACAUAUAUCCGUUGUGCCGCAGUUCAUGGGGGGAGUGGAGUAGGGGCUUACGAGAUUCUACUUUCAAAGCAAAAACGAGGCUCCCCGCGACGUUUACAGGAGGAUAUGGCCAAUUAUGGUACUCGAGCACACUUCGAAGUUUGGGUCAACCCAAAGCAGUCCAGUGGCGGAAGCUUCUUGACUAUGCUUUCCAGUACAAGUUCAUGAUUAAGAACUGGCCUGAAGACGUUGAAGGAUCUUCAACUCAGCUGAGGGUGCAGCUGAUAUAA
Suillus subalutaceus is the source of this 1401-nucleotide messenger RNA. RefSeq lists its product as uncharacterized. Bases 1 to 1401 code for a protein of 466 amino acids. The transcript is spliced from 12 exons. NCBI's taxonomy places the organism in Eukaryota, Fungi, Basidiomycota, Agaricomycetes, Boletales, Suillaceae. The record is from RefSeq and is a predicted model, not a curated record.